AACCCUUACGCGUCCUAACAUAUUUGUCAGUACAAUUUGCUACGAGCUCCAAGGGAACGAAAGAAAGGGAAAGAAGUAGUCCACAAAGGGUUCAGUAGUCUGUCUGUUUGACUUGAAGACUGAACGGGGUUUAGCCUACGUUGUCGGAAUUACAUCCUCGGACUAUAGCCUGUGCUUUAAAACGUGAAAGAAACGGGACUUGAGUACAAACGAUAAGGCAUUUCUUUUUCUUUUUCACGGAUUGCUCUCCAGUGAUCUCCAUCUAAAUCGGCUGGUGGACUAUGGAAUCUGGACUCACACGGCUCUGUACUCAAGCUUGAACGGUAACGCAUUAUAGAGUGACUAGUUGGAAUACACUGAAGUGGGCCCUUGGACACAAGCACCACACGAAGACUGUAAUUUCACUUUGCAAUUGGAACCACAAACGGGCAAAACCUCGCACGUCCGUAGCCUACAGGGAUACUGGCCUGCGGUUACUCCACUAUCCCCGGUUUUGUCCACUCUCGGUUCUUCAUCUUCCGGUCACGGAGCUCAGCGCAUGGACCGGCACCCAGACGCCCGCAGUUGUAGCUGUGCCAUCCGCGGAGCCACGUCCUGCUGCCCGGGUCUCGUCUCGAGCGAACCGUCCAUGAAUUUGUCCGUUAGGUCUACCACCGGUACGCGCUUCGAGCUCUCUCUUCCACGCGAGGAGACUGUGGAAGGACUGAAGAGGAGGCUCGCGCACAAACUCCGGGUCCCCAAAGAAAGACUCGCUCUCCUGCACAAAGACACGAGGUUGACCUCGGGGCCACUGCAGGACUUCGGCGUUGUGACCGGGAGUAAACUGACCCUGGUGCCGUCCGUGGAAAGUGGUUUGAUGUCGCAGUCAUCCAGACCCGAGCAGUCAAUCAUGCAGGCACUCGAGAGUCUCACGGAAACUCAGGUGAGUGAUUUCCUGUGCGGGCGCUCUCCUCUGACCCUGGCGCUUCGUGUGGGCGAUCACAUGAUGUUUGUCCAGCUCCAGCUGGCAGCGCAGCAGUCGGGCAGCCAGCAGCCACCCCACAGGCACACGUCCAGGGGUCCUUCAGGCGCGCAAGGGGCAGCCGCAGGGUCCUCGCCAACAGGAAGUGGCCACGGCCCACUCAGGACCCCCGUGCACACACAGGAGACAGCGAUGCCGGGGGCCAAUGAGACUCCACUGCGCUGCCCAUCUGCUACACCCGCCUCCCCCAGCACCGCCACACCCCGCCCACAGACUGAGGGCAGUUCUGCGAGCACUGCUACUGGAGGACAGGCCCGGAAGCCAGGGGCCGUCAUCGAGAGCUUCGUCAACCACGCCCCCGGAGUCUUCUCCGGAACAUUCUCAGGUACGCUGCACCCCAGCUGUCAGGACGUUGGUGGACGUCCACGCCGAGACAUCAGCACCAUCCUGCAGAUCCUCAACGACCUCCUGAGUGCCACGCGCCACUACCAGGGCAACACACCCUCGCCCACGCCCGCGCCCACGCCCGCCGCAGUGCCCACGCUGUGCCAGCUGAGAUGCCCGCCUCGACCUCGAGCGCACUCCUCCACCUCCUCCUCUCCUCCGCCAUCGCCCUCUCCAUCCCUCUCUCCACCAGUGUCCCCGCGCGCGCACACACACUCACACACAGCCGGACUGCAGCAACAACACGCCAAGACCACUGGUAGCGAGCGCGAGCGCCACUGGGAGAACCGGGCGACGCGCUGCAAGGUGGAGCGUCUCCAGCUGCUGCUCCACCAGCGCCGCCUCCGCCGCAAGGCCCGCCGCGACACCCGCGCCCCCUACGCCUGGUCGCCUAGCAACCGCAGGGUGGCGCGCAGCCACAGCAGCAGCAGCGCCGCCUCCUCCUCCUCCUCCUCCUCCUCGUCUUCAUCAGCGUCCCCGGAUGCGGACGCCGCCUCUCUGGAGCUGGAGUACGAGGACGCCGUGUGGAAGGCCGAGGGACCGCCCACUGACCUCAGCAGUGAGGUCAUCAUGGCUUGAUGGAGGGAUGGACGAAAGGGAGGGAAGAGGGAGAGAGAGAGGAGGGGAAGAAGGGUGUUGUGUUGAUGAGCGGAAAGAAAGGAAAGAAAAGAAAGAAAGAAAGCUGAACAGAGGAACUACAUGACGAGCUGAUGCUGGAUGGGACUGGAGUAGACCAGUGGAUGGCUGUGUGUGUGUAUUUGUGUGUGUGUUCGUUCUCUGGGACAGGAGAGUGCCGCUUCGCUCACACAACAAGCUGUGGACUUCAUAAUGAUAAAAACACAAAUGUGCUAUACACACACACACACUGGCCUUUCUGGGUUUGACAUUUGGUUCAUUGAAUGCUGGACAAAUAGACUGCACCCUCUGUGUGUGUGUGUGUUAGUUGACUUAUUCUUGUAUAACUUUGCGUGUGUGUGACUGAUUCUCACAGAGCCGCGUGUGUGUGUGUGUGUGUGUGUGUGAGUGUGAGGGAGAGAGAUUUAAGAGCGCACGUGUGUUGGCUACACACUUCAACUGGACUCCAAUAGAGCAGGACGGUACUGAGCUGACCGCUCCUCCAGGGCAUUGAUUGGAUAAAGUGUCUCCCUCAUUUGAGCUGACCACUCCUCCAGGGCAUUGAUUGGAUAAAGUGUCUCCUUCAUUUGAGCUGACCACUCCUCCAGGGCAUUGAUUGGAUAAAGUGUCUCCUUCAUUUGAGCUGACCACUCCUCCAGGGCAUUGAUUGGAUAAAGUGUCUCCUUCAGUGUCCGCAGACAUGCUCUGCGCUUCUCAGUACAACCACAAUUAUUAGCAGUAAUAUUAUUAUUAUUAUUUGUAUUAUGUAUUAAUAAUAAUUUGUUUGAAUGAUUUAUUUGUAUUUUCUACAUGGUGUUAUUGUUGAUGUUGUCACUGUAUGUUGUGGUUUCAGAUAUGUAGCAUUAAUAUCUAGCCCAGAUUCAGGUUGUGUUGCUCCCACUUCAGACUAGAACAAUAUUUUCUUGGCACAUUUGGCCGUUUUGUCUCUGGGAAUCUGUUUGAGCAUUAUGAUUUGGUCUGUUUGUUUGUUUGUUUGUUUGUUUGUGUCAGAGAGUUUGGGAUGAAUAGCAGCGCAAGUGCUUGACAGAGAUGAUGAAACCUCUACCUGCUCUCUGUUUCUCAUUUGACUUUUUUAUUUAGCAUUGGUAAAAACAUGACCAGCAAAACACAUAAUUUAUUGUGAUAAUAAAGAUUAAAGAAUGAUGAAAUCUA
Sardina pilchardus (European sardine) is the source of this 3193-nucleotide messenger RNA. RefSeq names its product midnolin-like. Gene Ontology annotation, molecular function: protein binding. The transcript has 7 exons. Lineage: Eukaryota; Metazoa; Chordata; Actinopteri; Clupeiformes; Clupeidae. Gene Ontology annotation, cellular component: nucleus. The record is from RefSeq and is a predicted model, not a curated record. The coding region runs from base 539 to 1984 and encodes 481 amino acids.